Molecule: messenger RNA, 1918 nt
Organism: Gasterosteus aculeatus aculeatus (three-spined stickleback)
Lineage: Eukaryota; Metazoa; Chordata; Actinopteri; Perciformes; Gasterosteidae
Product: bestrophin-2
Molecular function (GO): chloride channel activity
Source: RefSeq, a predicted model, not a curated record
CGGACGUUUAAAUUGAGACCCAGAGGAAGAACGUCUCUUCCCAGCGGAGCAGCACCAGGUGACACAUCUGCAUGCGCUUUAAAUGCUUGUGAUGAAAUGAAUGCAUCGUGGUUCACGUGUCGCACGUCCGUUUUUCACAGGAACCCUCGGCCGUUGGAGAAAGAAAUCAAAAGGGGAAAUGACGGUGUCUUACACCCUCGAAGUGGCCGAUGCGCGAUUCGGGGGCUUCUCCAAGCUCCUGUUCAGGUGGAAGGGAAGCAUCUACAGGCUGCUCUACAAGGACCUCCUGGCCUUCUGUGCGGUUUAUCUGUUCUUCAGCCUGUUUUACAGGUUCCUCCUCUCGCCGAAGCAGCAGGACCUGUUCGAGCGAAUCGCCCUCUACUGCGACCAGUUCACCAACACCAGCUUCAUCCCGGUCCUCUUCGUGCUGGGUUUCUACGUGACCCUGGCCUUCAACCGCUGGUGGGGUCAGUACAGCAGCUUCCCCCUGCCCGACAACCUGAUGAUGGCGGUGUGCGGGAACGUGCACGGGGCGGACGAGCGGGGUCGCCUGCUGCGACGGACGCUCAUGAGAUACGCCAACCUGUCCUCGGUGCUGAUCCUGCGCUCCGUCAGCACGCGGGUCCACAAGCGCUUCCCGACUCUGGAGCACGUGGUGGAGGCCGGGUUCAUGACCACGCACGAGCUGAAGAAGUUCGAGUCGCUCCACUCUGAUUUCAACAAGUACUGGAUGCCUUUGACCUGGUUCUCCAACCUGGCGGCGGCGGCGAGGGAGGAGGGGCGGGUGAGGGACGACGUCGCCCUGAGGCUGCUGAUGGACGAGCUGAACAAGUACAGAGGCAAGUGCAGCCUUUUGUUCCACUAUGACUGGAUAAGCAUCCCGCUGGUCUACACUCAGGUAGUUACUUUGGCGGUUUACUCUUUUUUUGGAUUCUGUGUGAUCGGCCGACAAUUUCUGAACCCCGAGAAGGGAUACAAGGACCACAAGAUGGACAUGUACGUCCCCGUUUUCACUCUGCUGCAGUUCUUCUUCUACGCCGGCUGGCUGAAAGUGGGGGAGCUGAUCAUCAAUCCGUUCGGCGAGGACGACGAUGACUUUGAAACCAACCAGCUGAUUGACAGAAACAUUCAGGUGUCGAUGCUGGCCGUAGACGACAUGUACCAGAACCUGGCGCCCAUCGAGAAGGACAAGCACUGGGCGCAGAGACAUUUCUCCGCCCCGUACACGCUGUCGACGGCGGCUGAGACUCUCAGACCGGCCUUCAAGGGCUCCACCUUUGACAUGAGGACGAGCGCCGACGAUCUGGAGCUUCACCAUGGGGCAGAUUCUUCUUUGGGGAGGAAACUGUGGUUACCUCUGAGGGGCCCUCUGGGCGAAGGGCUCGGCAGCCUUCCGAGGGGCAAAGGUAUCUUGCGAGGUCGGAGCCUCCCGUCUCUGGUGGACGCGGCGUCGUACCCGAACGAGGACGAAGACGCCGGCGCUUCUCCUGAGGGCGACGUCGUCGACCACAAAGAACAACGAAAUGCUUUAAUCAAAGUAGCCGUGGGACACGAGUAGUAAAAACCAUUGUGGUACUUUUUGAGAAAAGAAUGUUCUUUUAUUUGCAGAACUCUUGGGGGGGUAAAUUCGUCUCAACUAAAUCAUUUUUUGAAAAAGAAAAGUUGGUCGUAAGAUUAUUUUUAUAAGCACUUAUGUCCAAUGGAUAACUUACAUUCUAUUUCAUGGUUUUAAUUCAACUCUAAUUCUAUCCUCGUUACGGGACAAACAUGUCAAAACCUCAGCGGUUCUGUAGGAGAUAUUACCAUUUGCAGUAAAGUCUAAUAUAUGUAUUGCGCUGUCGGCAAAGGGUGAAGACAUGCUAAAAAGCUUUGCAUUAAGUGGCAUUAUCACAAUGUUAAAAUACAAUAAAAAUAUUUU